UUUCCAAUUUUCCACUAUUCUCAUCUCUCUCUACUCUCUACUCUAAUUUACAGCGCCGCCGCCUCAACCAGCUUUCUCAUCUCAGUUUUAUACUUAUGAAUCCCUAUUAAUAUCUCUUCAAAAAUAGGUUGGGGAUUUGGUAAUUUACAUAGAGUUGAAACAAGUAGGAGAGCAUAGGCGCAACAAAUAGAGGUCAUAAAACUGAUGAAUGAUUUGAAGCUUUUGAAUUGUCGAUUAGAAUAAAACAGAGGGUUCAUAUAUCUCAAGAUAUCCAGAUAUCCUGUGUUAACUUGACUACAAAUGGGGAGUGUUGAAGGGGGAAAGCUCAGGUUUUGCAUUGAUAGAGGGGGCACGUUUACUGAUGUCUAUGCUGAAUUUCCGGGUAGGUCUGAAGGCCGAGUGAUGAAAUUGCUGUCUGUUGAUCCUGCUAAUUACGAUGAUGCCCCGGUAGAAGGAAUUAGGAGGAUUUUGGAAGAAUUCACUGGAGAAAAGAUUCCCAGAAGUUCUAAAGUUCCCACUAACAAAAUUGAAUGGGUGAGGAUGGGAACAACUGUGGCAACAAAUGCUCUUUUAGAGAGAAAAGGCGAAAGAAUUGCUCUGUGUGUGACUCGAGGCUUCAGGGAUCUGCUGCGGAUUGGUAACCAGGCUCGACCAAAUAUCUUUGACCUAACUGUGUCAAAGCCAUCAAAUCUUUAUGAGGAGAUUGUGGAAAUUGAUGAGAGAGUCGAGCUUGUUAUUGAUGAGGCGAAUGUAUCAGAUUCUUCUGAUUCAAUAGUUCAAGGUGUUUCUGGGCAGCUUGUAAGGGUUGUGAAGCCACUUAACGAGGAGGCUUUAAGACCUUUGCUUAAAGGUCUACUGAAUAAAGGAAUCAGCUGCUUGGCCGUAGUAUUGAUGCAUUCUUACACUUAUCCUAAUCAUGAAACAUCAUUUGCGAAGUUGGCAAUGAGCAUGGGAUUCAAACAAGUGUCUUUGUCAUCGGCUUUGACGCCCAUGGUUCGAGCUGUUCCUCGAGGUUUCACAGCGUGUGUGGACGCGUACCUGACUCCCGUUAUUAAAGAAUAUUUGAGAGGAUUUAUAUCUAAGUUUGAUGAAGGAACAGGUGAAUUGAAUGUUCUCUUUAUGCAGUCAGAUGGUGGAUUGGCACCGGAGAGUAGGUUUUCAGGCCACAAGGCUGUUUUAUCAGGCCCAGCGGGAGGAGUAGUUGGGUACUCCCAGACACUUUUUGGGAUUGAGACGAACAAGCCUCUUAUUGGGUUUGACAUGGGUGGCACAUCUACUGAUGUGAGCCGUUAUGCUGGUAGCUAUGAACAUGUGAUAGAAACCCAAAUCUCUGGGGCAAUAAUUCAAGCACCUCAGCUUGAGAUCAACACUGUUGCUGCUGGAGGUGGGUCGAAGCUGAAGUUCCAAUUUGGAGCUUUCAAGGUUGGUCCAGAAUCAGUUGCUGCCCAUCCAGGACCUGUUUGUUACCGCAAGGGAGGGGAAUUGGCUGUUACUGAUGCAAAUCUCAUCCUGGGAUAUGUCAUUCCGGAUUAUUUCCCAUCUAUCUUUGGCCCCAGCGAGGAUCGGCCUUUAGAUGUCAAUGCAACUAAAACUGAAUUUGAAAAACUUGCAAAGCAAAUCAAUAUCUACAGAAGGAAUCAGGAUCCAGCAGCAAAGGAUAUGACGGUUGAGGAAAUUGCGCAGGGAUUUAUUAACGUUGCCAACGAAACAAUGUGCCGUCCUAUUCGACAAUUGACUGAGAUGAAGGGUCAUGAGACAAAAAACCAUGCUCUUGCUUGCUUCGGAGGGGCUGGACCCCAACAUGCCUGUGCUAUUGCUAGAUCAUUGGGUAUGAAAGAGGUACUUAUUCAUAGAUUCUGCGGGAUUUUAAGUGCAUAUGGGAUGGGAAUGGCAGAUGUUGUGGAGGAAGAACAGGGACCGUAUUCUGCUGUUUAUGGACCGGAAUCUGUGUUGGAGGCCUCAAAUCGAGAAGCAGCUCUAUUAAAUCGGGUCAAGCGGAAGCUCCAAUUACAAGGUUUUCAAGAGGAGAAUAUUAGAACUGAAACAUAUUUAAACCUGAGAUAUGAGGGAACAGACACUGCAAUUAUGGUAAGGAGACCUAUAGAUGAUGGUGGAUCUAAAGGAGAUUAUGCUUUUGAAUUUACAAGAUUAUUUCAGCAAGAGUAUGGAUUUAAACUUGAGAACAGGAAUAUCAUGAUAUGUGAUGUGAGAGUUCGUGGUAUUGGAGUCACUAACAUACUUAAGCCUCAAGCUCUACCGCCUGGUUCAGGAACCGCAAAAAGUGUAGCUCAAUACAAAGUUUAUUUUGGAAACGGUUGGCACAACACACCGUUAUUCAAGCUGGAAGAUUUGGCAUGUGGUUGUGUCAUAUCUGGUCCUGCCAUAAUUAUGAAUGGCAAUAGUACUGUAAUAGUAGAACCUAGUUGUAAGGCUGUUAUUACAAAAUACGGGAACAUCAAAAUCGAGAUUGAAUCGAUUCACAAAGUUGUGGAGGUAUCCAAAGAAGUGGCAGACGUUGUGCAACUCUCGAUAUUCAACCACAGAUUCAUGGGAAUUGCUGAACAGAUGGGGCGCACCUUACAGAGGACUUCAAUAUCGACCAAUAUUAAAGAAAGACUGGAUUUCUCAUGUGCUCUUUUUGGUCCUGAUGCAGGGCUAGUUGCAAAUGCUCCGCAUGUUCCUGUGCAUUUGGGAGCUAUGUCGAGCACAGUAAAAUGGCAGAUGAAAUAUUGGGGUGAAGAAGGGAUCAGCCAGCUUCUCCUAUUUCCAUCUACUGAACAAUCGGGUCAUAAAAUACCCGGGACUCGCAGGCUUCAGGAUAACUUAUCCGAUCUCCAUGCACAAAUUGCUGCAAACCAAAGAGGAAUUUCACUUAUAAAGGAGCUUAUCGAGCAAUAUGGUUUGGAAACUGUGCAGUCUUACAUGAACCAUGUCCAAGUUAAUGCAGAAGGCGCGGUUAGAGAGAUGCUCAAGUCUGUUGCCGCUAAAGUCUCUGACUCGGCUAAAGUCGAAGGAGAUUCUUUGAUCAUCGAAGAGGAAGAUUCCAUGGAUGAUGGCUCUGUUAUACAUUUGAAACUCACUAUUGAUCAAAAGAGAGGAGAAGCAUUUUUCGAUUUCUCAGGGACAAGCCCAGAGGUAUACGGGAACUGGAAUGCCCCGGAGGCGGUUACAGCUGCUGCUGUGAUUUACUGUCUACGCUGUUUGGUGGAUGUCGACAUCCCUCUUAAUCAGGGGUGCUUGGCCCCAGUAAAAAUAUACAUCCCUCCCGGUUCUUUUCUUUCCCCGAGUGAUAAGGCUGCAGUGGUUGGUGGUAAUGUUCUAACAUCUCAAAGAAUAACGGACGUUGUUCUAACAGCUUUCCAGGCUUGUGCUUGCUCGCAGGGUUGCAUGAACAAUCUCACCUUUGGGGACGACACCUUUGGCUACUACGAGACAAUCGGGGGUGGAUGUGGCGCUGGGCCUGGCUGGGACGGUACUAGUGGUGUUCAAUGCCACAUGACUAACACUCGUAUGACUGAUCCUGAGAUUUUUGAGCAGAGAUAUCCGGUUCUGCUGCACAGGUUCGGGUUGAGGGAGAACAGUGGAGGUGCCGGGAUACAUAGAGGAGGCGAUGGGAUUGUUAGGGAGAUAGAAUUCAGACGGCCUGUUGUAGUGAGCAUUCUUUCUGAGAGACGAGUGCAUGCCCCGAGGGGACUCAAGGGGGGGAAAGAUGGGGCUCGGGGAGCCAACUACCUCGUUACAAAAGACAAAUGCAAGGUAUACCUUGGAGGGAAGAACACAGUGGAGGUGCAGGCUGGGGAAAUUCUUCAGAUUUUAACUCCAGGAGGUGGGGGUUGGGGUGGUUCAAACUGAGGGAAUUACCAUGCAAGGUAUGGUGUUCGGAAAUGUGGCCUUUGCUAUUUUUAUUUUUCUUUUGUAUAAUUUGUUACACCAAGUGCUCGGUAUAAAACUUUGGAAUAAUAAUGUACGUCAUGUAUCUUAGCUAUGGAAUGUUUUCUAUUCGAAUAAAGUUGAAUGCUUUGCAUCAA
Messenger RNA from Salvia hispanica, 4028 nucleotides. It is a transcript of the gene OXP1, whose product is annotated as oxoprolinase 1. The record is from RefSeq and is a predicted model, not a curated record. Gene Ontology annotation, molecular function: 5-oxoprolinase (ATP-hydrolyzing) activity. Gene Ontology annotation, biological process: glutathione metabolic process. NCBI's taxonomy places the organism in Eukaryota, Viridiplantae, Streptophyta, Magnoliopsida, Lamiales, Lamiaceae. Gene Ontology annotation, cellular component: cytosol.